This is a messenger RNA of Anopheles marshallii, 3840 nucleotides long. It is a transcript of the gene Taf2, whose product is annotated as transcription initiation factor TFIID subunit 2. Bases 1 to 3840 code for a protein of 1279 amino acids. Gene Ontology annotation, cellular component: transcription factor TFIID complex. Gene Ontology annotation, molecular function: chromatin binding; metallopeptidase activity; RNA polymerase II general transcription initiation factor activity. Gene Ontology annotation, biological process: transcription initiation at RNA polymerase II promoter. The record is from RefSeq and is a predicted model, not a curated record. The transcript has 6 exons. Lineage: Eukaryota; Metazoa; Arthropoda; Insecta; Diptera; Culicidae.
AUGAAGAAAGAUACGGCAGAAGAUACACCCCGUCCAUUCAAAUUAGCGCAUCAAAUUCUCAGCCUGACUGGUAUCAGCUUUGAGCGCAAAAGUAUCAUCGGCUUUGUGGAGCUGCUGAUUGUCCCGACGAGCGAUUUUUUACCGGUGAUACGGUUAAACUGUCGCCAGUGUCGCAUCUACCGUGUUAUUCUUGACGACAGCUAUGAGGCCGAUAUCCAUUACUUCGAUCCGUUUCAGGACAUUUGUCAGGGCGAGACGAAGAACAAGUCGCUGGAGUUCUUCUCCAAAUCUCACCUGGAUGUUGCCCGACACUCAGACGCAGACCACAACAAGGGAGAGCUUGUGAUUGUGGUGCCACAGGAAGCGAAGCAUCUGAUUUCCGAGGGUCGCGGCAUUCGGAUCGGAAUUGAGUUUUCGCUCGAAGAUCCACCAGGCGGUGUUCAUUUCGUCAUUCCCGAGGGCGAGGGAACGAUGGAAGAACGAGCGGCACACAUGUUUACGUACGGACAUGAGAACUCAUCGCGCAUGUGGUUCCCGUGCAUCGACAGCUACGCGGAACCGUGCACGUGGAAGCUUGAGUUCACGGUGGACAAAUCCAUGACGGCGGUAUCGUGCGGCGAGCUGGUCGAGGUGGUAAUGACGCCGGAUUUACAGCGCAAAACGUAUCACUACGUUGUGUCGGUGCCAGUGUGCGCACCAAACAUUGCGUUGGCCGUUGGUCCGUUUGAAAUCUUUGUCGAUCCCCACAUGCACGAGGUGACACACUUCUGUUUGCCUCAGCUAUUGCCGUUACUGAAGAACACGGUGCGCUUUCUGCACGAAGCGUUCGAGUUCUACGAGGAAGCACUAUCGACGAGGUAUCCGUUCUCCUGCUACAAGCAAGUAUUCGUGGACGAAAUCGACAAUGAAUGUAAUGCGUACGCUACGAUGACGAUUUUGUCGACGCAUCUACUGCAUUCGAUCGCUAUCAUCGAUCAGACAUUUCACUCGCGCAAGGUUAUGUCGAAAGCGAUCGCCGAACAAUUCUUCGGUUGUUUUAUCACGAUGGAAAACUGGUCGGAUGCGUGGUUGGCUCGCGGCAUUGCCGAGUAUCUGUGUGGAUUGAAUUCGAAAAAGUGUUUCGGUAACAAUGCGUACCGCAGCUGGAUCCGGGACGAACUGGACGAGGUGGUACGGUACGAAGAAAAGUACGGCGGAAUCAUACUGGACUGCAGUCAACCACCGGCGCCACCAGCCGUGUCGAGCAUCAACAACUCACCGGCCGCUCCGCAGAAGGCGUACAAUGACAAUCCGUUUUACUUCCCCAUCAAGAACCUGCACACCAUGUCACCGAAGUACAUUGAGAUGAUGCGCAAGAAAUCGCACUUGGUCAUUCGCAUGCUGGAGCACCGCAUUGGGCAGGAAUUGCUGCUGCAGGUGUUUAACAAACAGCUCGCCCUGGCUUCGAAUGCGGCCGGAACAAAGAUCGGGAGUGGACUGUGGGGCCACCUGUUGAUUUCGACGAACGUGUUCACGAAAGCGAUCUUCACCGUCACCGGUAAGGACAUGGCAGUGUUUAUCGAUCAGUGGGUGCGUACCGGAGGUCAUGCCAAGUUUACGAUGACGUCCGUGUUCAACUCGAAGCGUAACACGAUCGAGCUGGAAAUUCGGCAGGAUUGUGUAAAUCAGCGUGGCGUACGGAAAUACGUUGGACCACUGUUGAUUCAACUCCAGGAACUCGAUGGUACGUUUAAACACACGCUUCAGAUCGAGAACAUUAUCGUAAAGUCGGAUAUUACGUGCCACUCGAAGAGUCGACGUAAUAAGAAGAAAAAGAUUCCACUCUGUACUGGCGAAGAGGUGGAUAUGGACCUUUCUCCAAUGGCAGAAUCACCCGUUCUGUGGAUACGUCUCGAUCCGGAAAUGACGCUGUUACGCUCGGUCAACAUCGAACAGCCAGAUUUUCAGUGGCAGUUCCAGCUGCGUCACGAACGCGAUGUUACGGCACAGCUCGAAGCUAUCAAGGCGCUGGAAAAGUAUGCCACGCCUCAGACGCGUCUCGCUCUUACUGACACGAUCGAAAACGAUCGUGUGUUUUAUACGGUACGCUGUCAGGCUGCGAUUUGUCUCACAAAGGUUGCGAACGCGAUGGUCACCUCCUGGCAGGGUCCACCGGCAAUGCUGACAAUCUUUAAAAAGUUUUUCGGCUCGUUCAGUGCGCCGCACAUCAUACGACAGAACAAUUUCACCAACCUGCACCAUUACUUCCUGCAAAAGACGAUACCGGUAGCGAUGGCCGGGUUGCGUACGGCUCAUGGCAUUUGUCCACCGGAGGUAAUUCGGUUUUUGCUGGAUCUGUUCAAGUACAACGACAACUCCAAAAAUCAUUAUUCGGACAAUUAUUACCGGGCGGCACUGGUCGACGCUCUGGGCAACUCAAUCACUCCCGUCAUCUCGGUGGUUCACCAGGGUCGUGCCCUUUCUUCGGAAAGUUUAUCAGCAGAUGCAAAACUAGUGCUUGAAGAAGUCACACGUAUUCUUAAUCUGGAGAAGCAUUUACCAUCGUUCAAAUAUACUGUAUCGAUCGCGUGUCUGAAAGUGAUUCGUAAGCUGCAAAAGUGUGGACAUUUACCAACGAAUCCAAAGAUCUACCGGAGCUAUGCUGCUUACGGUCAAUACAUUGACGUGCGUCUGGCGGCUAUGGAGUGUCUGGUAGAUUACGUGAAGAUUGAUGGCCGCUGGGAGGAUCUUGAGCAUUUGAUGGAGCUGCUCGAAACAGAUCCCGAUCCGAUGGCUAGACAUCAGCUGGGUCGGUAUAUGAUCGAGGCGCUACCUUUCGACAAAUCCAACCGGCAUCGAUUGGAUCGGGAAGCACUUGCAUUACGCAUAUGGGAUAACAUGAACUCGAAAUUAUCGCACGACACGCGCCUUCGGUGUGAUAUGGUCGAUCUCUACUACACCCUGUACGGUGUCCGAAUGCCUGCCUGUCUUGCCAAUCAAGAGUUGGGAGCGAUUUUACGGCCACAGAAAGGAUCGUCAGGUUUCUACUCGGAACGUUCGAGCAGGCGUAACUCUCCAACGGCGGACGAUGCUGCACUUGCACCGUAUGCCGUCAAACGCAACCGUUCCAUGACACCGGAACAACCCGACGUGAAGGAAUCGUUCGAUUUGAUCGAAAUAGGUGACACGAAGGUAAUGAUUCCGCGAAGCCGUGACGGAUCUCCGUUUGAUGAUGCGGAAAGCCGUGCACGGGAGGAGGAAGAUAAUGAGCGGGUAGCGCGGGAAAAUCAGCGUAUCAUCGAAACGGUCGAGGCCAGCAUCAAGAAGGAGGCUGGCGAAUCAAGCCACAAGACGAUCGAUCCGGUAAAGGAGGAAGUUAUCGAUCUGGACGAUACGGAUACACCGUCCAGUGCGCUGGAUAAGGAUCCGCCGGCAAAGAAGAUAAAGGCAGAAUUCUAUUCGGACAAUUCCAUCUCCCUUCCGGGCAUCAGCAUGGGCAGCUCGAAGAGUGCCGGUCCAACCGGCUUCGAACCGGGUAUGUUUGCCAAAACGGGUGUAUUCGGCGAAUCGUCUCCGCAGCCAGAUCUUAAUAGUUCCAAGUCCGAUAGUAGCAAGAAAAAGAAAAAGAAAGACAAAAAGAAACAUAAGCAUAAGCACAAACACAAGCAUAACAAGGAUAAGGAUCGGGAGCGCGACCGAGAUAAGGAUAAGGAACGGGGAGAUCGAGAACGUGAGAAAAGUAAGGAAAAGAAGGACCCCAACAUCGUGCGAGUGGUACGGGAGGAAACACAGGAGACGCUCAGCUCGGCGGAUAGUUCUAGCCGCGACAGCAAUCCAACGACGAUGGAUAUAACACUUUAG